Molecule: messenger RNA, 1630 nt
Organism: Dothidotthia symphoricarpi CBS 119687
Lineage: Eukaryota; Fungi; Ascomycota; Dothideomycetes; Pleosporales; Dothidotthiaceae
Product: Pkinase-domain-containing protein
Exons: 1
Coding region: 148-1494 (448 amino acids)
Biological process (GO): protein phosphorylation; regulation of mitotic cell cycle
Cellular component (GO): nucleus
Molecular function (GO): ATP binding; cyclin-dependent protein serine/threonine kinase activity
Source: RefSeq, a predicted model, not a curated record
ACUUCGACUCUUACGCGACUCGAAGGAGGAAAUACCGCGCUGAACAAUCCGACCCUUCAACGCUACUUGUCACUCUUGCACGGUGGUGUUCUCGACGAGUUUUAAAGUUACCAAUAUCAAUUCAGUCCAGUUGAAAGAGAAGAGGCAAUGGCAUCACGCUGGGCAGACUCGGAAGCAGACGCAGCAGAAGCCCUCCGGCGCAAAAAAGAGAAGGAAGAGAAGAAACGUCUCAAGCUCCAGAAACAACAAGAAGCAGACGCAGCAACAACGCAAACUAGCCAAGAUGUCGAAUCACGUCCGGCAAAGCGCCGUCGCCUGUCUUCUGACAACGACAACCAAGAAACAUCCCAAGCGAAGCCCAAGGAAGGCGAGAGAAAGUUGUUGAGAUUCGAAGUCGGAACCUGGUCCCCCUGCCGCCACACGUCCAAUUUCUCCACCCUCAAUCACAUCGAAGAAGGAAGCUACGGCUGGGUGUCCCGUGCCCGCGACACUUCUACCAACUCAAUAGUCGCCCUGAAGAAGAUAAAACCUGAUCCCAACGGUGACGGCUUUCCUAUCACCGCUUUGCGGGAAAUCGAUAUUUUGCAGAAGGCCCGACAUGCAAACAUCGUCGAGCUCAAGGAGAUUCUGAGUGGAGAUGACCCAUUGGAAUGUGUCUUGGUAAUGGAGUUCCUAGACCACGACUUGAAAACACUACAAGAAGACAUGUCCGAGCCCUUCCUCGCCAGCGAAGUAAAAACACUUCUACGCCAACUCACUAGCGCCGUUGCAUAUCUUCACGACAGCAGCAUAAUGCACCGCGACCUCAAAACCUCGAACAUCCUACUCUCUCACCACGGGACCCUGAAACUAGCAGACUUCGGCAUGGCACGCUACAUCCCCCCUUCCAACGCCCCCUUGACUCAACUUGUCGUCACACUAUGGUACCGCGCGCCAGAACUCCUCCUAGGCACAACGGCAUACGGGACGGAGGUCGAUAUGUGGAGUCUAGGCUGUAUAUUUGCAGAGCUUCUCCUCAAAGCCCCCAUCCUCCCCGGGAAAAACGAAGUUGACCAACUGUCCCUCAUAUUCUCGCUCUGCGGGCUUCCUACGGAGAAAUCUUGGGCAGCGUUCUACCGCCUCCCGAAUUCCAAAUCUCUGAAGCUCCCCCGCGACCACCGGGACACGCGGGGCUUCGAUCGCGCGCGGUUUCCCUUCCUUACUGCUUCGGGCAUCGAGUUGUUGUCGUCUCUUUUGUCUCUCAAUCCGGAUAAUAGGCCUACAGCGCAACAAGUACUACAUCAUGAAUAUUUCAAGGAGCAGCCUAAACCUAAGCCUGCGGAGUUGUUCCCUACGUUUCCGAGUAAGGCGGGGCAGGAGAAACGGCGAAGGAAGAGUCCGCAUGCGCCAAAGCGUGGAGAGAAGCAAGGCGGGGGAGAAGUGGAUUUCAGCGGGAUAUUUGCGGGAAGGGAGGAUGAAGAGAGAGGCGGUGGUUUUAUGUUGAAGAUGGUAUGAUGGAGAGCAGAUACGUCGGUGUAGUCUAUUGUAGAGCGAAAAGCAUUGCACAGAGUCGAAUAAUGACAAGUAGGGGUGAGCGUAAUGGCGAUGCCUUGACUUAGGAAGCCCUGUGUUCAAGCUGUCCACUUAAGAA